AUGAGACGAGCGCUCUUCCCCGUGAAGCUUCUAUUCCUGCUUUUGAGCAUCAAGCCUAAGGGACACAACACCCUUCGUAGAGGUUCCUUGAAGGCGUUUCUUCCAUCGAGGGGUGAAAACGGUUCUUCAAGAAUCUGUACGACCAGAAGCAGCCACGUGGGUUGUGCCCCCUCCGUGAUAUUCACACCUGUGGACAGGACCCCCCGACGGGCGUCUUUCCUUUUUUGGAGCAAAGAAGAGAAAAACAGUCGGUGUAUGCGCUUGAGCAGAUCAUUUAGCAGAAGAUACAUCUCAAAGUUAUUUAGUGUAAUAAGAAGAGGGAGCUUGUUGAGUAGCAGCUUGACAUAUAUUGCUCCUCUUGGUGCAAGUGGCAAGUAUCGGUGGGAAUAUCCGAACGGGUCUGAUAAAGGGGAAGAAGGCAGAUUAGGAGGAGGAAUAAAAAUGAGUGAAUGGAGUGGGGACCAGGUGGAGAAGCGGCACGAGGGGGAGUCCGAUUUGAAGGGAGAAGUGGGUAGACAUGAUGGGUUAGUCACCACGGGUAAAAUGCACACGAUGCAUACGCGCCCAACGUUGUCUGCAGAGGAAGUUCGAGGUCGAUUCAUCAACUAUUUUAAGGAGAAAAAACAUACGGUGAUGGAAAGCGCAUCAGUCAUUCCGUACAACGACAACACAUUGCUCUUUACGAACGCAGGGAUGAAUCAGUUUAAGAAAAUAUUUCUAGGCCAAGUGGAUAAAAAUAGCGAUUUAGGAAAGUUGAAAAGAGCAGUGGAUACACAAAAGUGCAUAAGGGCGGGAGGAAAGCACAACGAUUUGGAUGACGUAGGAAAGGAUGUGUACCAUCAUACCUUUUUCGAAAUGUUAGGAAAUUGGAGUUUCGGUGAUUAUUUCAAAGAGGAAAGUAUUGAUUAUGCAUGGGAUCUUCUAACUAAUGUAUAUAAAAUAGAUCCGAACAGAUUAUAUGUAACCUAUUUUGGAGGAGAUGAAAAAUUGCCUGGAUGCCCUGAAGAUUUUGAAGCGAAAAGAAUAUGGUUAAAAUAUUUGGAUGAGAGUCGUAUUUUACCAUUUGGUAUGAAGGAGAAUUUUUGGGAAAUGGCAGAGACAGGUCCAUGUGGUCCUUGCUCAGAAAUUCAUUAUGAUCGAAUUGGUGGGAGGGAUGCUAGCUCUUUGGUGAAUAUGGACGAUCCAAGCGUUUUGGAAAUAUGGAAUAUUGUGUUUAUGCAAUAUAACAAGGAUGAGAAGAAAAAUAUGAACAAAUUGCCUUUCCCAUGUAUCGAUACAGGGAUGGGUUUAGAAAGGAUAACGUCCAUUUUGCAAAACGUUGAAAGUAAUUAUGAUACCGAUUUGUUUAUGCCAAUUUUUAAGCAGAUAAAGGAAAUCUUUAAUCAUUUGCCAGAGUAUGGAGGUAAGGUGAAUGAAGAAGACGUUGGGCGAAUUGACUAUGCGUACCGAGUUGUUAGUGAUCACAUCCGAUGUGUAACAAUAGCUAUCAGUGAUGGUUGCCUUCCUGGAAAUGAAGGACGAAAUUAUGUUAUAAGAAGAAUUAUCAGAAGAGCCAUUAGAGUAGGUAAGCAGAUAUUCCAAGUAGAGAGCAACGUGCUGUGGUUUUACAAAUUGGUAGAUUCCGUUUGCCAAAUUUUGAAAAAGUGCUUUACAGAUUUGCAAGAUGAAAAUAGAGUGAACUAUAUUAAGAGUAUCAUUAAGCAGGAAGAAAUGGUUUUCAACAAAACGUUAGAAAAGGGAGUGGAUCAGUUUAAUAAAAUCAUCAAGAAGAGCAACAAUGCAGGGGGGGAUAAGAUCUUCAAUGGCAAAGAUGCUUUCGACUUGUACACUUCUUAUGGAUUCCCUAUCGAUCUCAUACAAAUAAUGUGCGAAGAAAAAAAUUUUAAAUUAAAUAUGUUCGAAUUUAAUGAAUUGUUUAAGAAACACCAGCUAGUGUCAGAUACGAACAAUUUUAAAAUUAAUAAAUUUUUUGAUUUACCAGUGGAGAAGGCACACGAGUUGAAGGAGAAGCAUGGUGUGGAAGCCACGGAGGAUCAUCACAAGUAUGAGUGGAAUAACGAUGAUAGGAGAAAUGACAUGAAAAAGGUUGAUACAAAUAUUGUGGUCAUCUACGAUGGGGAGAAUUUCAUAGACAGUAUUAAAACGCCAAAUGAUGAUAAAAAAUAUGCCCUCAUUUUGAAGGAAACCAAUUUUUACUACGAAAAUGGAGGACAGAUAUACGAUACGGGGGUCAUUGAAAAUGGUCAGAUGAAAUUCCAAGUACUUAAUGUGCAAAAAAUGAAUGAUUAUGUGCUCCACAUUGGUAUCCUCAAAGAGGGGAAAAUAGAAAAGAACGACUCUGUACAUACUUACGUAAAUUUUGACAGAAGAAAACUAGUCGCAUGCAACCACACCGCAACGCAUUUACUUAAUUUUGUCAUAAAGAAAGUUUUAACGGAGUAUGUCGUGAAUGGGGAAGGGCAGAUGAAGAAUGGUGAUUUGGUCCAAAAGAAGAAUGAGAAGGAAGAAACUGGGAUGAACUCCAUUUUUAAUUGUGACCAGAAGGGAUCCUUAGUGGAUGAUGAGAAGCUGAGAUUCGAUUUCUCCUUCUUCCAAAAUAUAAGUGAUGAUUUGGUUAGCAAAAUCGAAAGCCAAGUGAACGAUUUGAUUAAGCAGGAAUUAUCCGUCUCCGUUCGAACCAUGGAUCUUAAGGAGAGCAAAAAAAUUAAAGGGAUCAGAGCCAUCUUUGAAGAAGAUUAUGCAGACGUUGUCAAUGUAGUUUUCAUAGACAACGACGUGGAUAAAAUUCUCAACCAUCUGGACGUGAACUACUCCUACAUGUGUUCCAUUGAAUUAUGUGGAGGUACCCACAUCGCCAACACGAAGUUUAUAAAGAAGUUUAUCAUAACAUCGGAGGAGAGCAUUGGGAAGGGAAUUUACAGAAUCAACGCUGUCACGAAUAGGAAGGCGGAAGAGGUAGAAGCCAAAUUUGACAACCUCUAUGCCAAGUACAAACACAUCUUUGAAGACCCCAAUGAAGGUAAGCUAGCGGAGGUACAAACGUAUAAGCGUAUUCUGAAGGAAGAUAAGUUUCUGCCAUAUAUUAGGAAAAAUGAAAUAUUGAACAAGUUGGAAAAAAUUGAAAAGAAUAUCAUAGAGAAAACAAAGAACAUGCAGAAGGAGUUAUUUAAUAAGGCUACCGCUAUUGGAAAGGAUUACGCCUUGGAAGACAAAAGUGGUGUUCUUGUAGAUGUCAAGUUAUUUGAUGCUUUAUGUGGAAACCAAAAGGUGUUAGAGAAAAUCGCCCAAUCAUAUUGCAAACAUAACAAAUUGUGCAGCUAUUUCUUCAUCAUUGAUGAUGAGAAGAACACCUACUGCGUUUUCGAGAUGAAGGAUUCUUUGAAGGGGAUCACUAUACAGGCAGAUACAUUCAUGAAGGAGAUAAUGCAGUCCGUGGAAGGUCAUUCGGGCGGAGGUAAAAACAAGGCUUUCGGGUCGGCAGCAAAGGGUAAGGGAGUCAUUAUAAAGGAGUUGGCAUUGGAGGCGCUUAAGAAAUACCAUUAG
Messenger RNA from Plasmodium knowlesi strain H, 3543 nucleotides. RefSeq names its product alanine--tRNA ligase, putative. Gene Ontology annotation, molecular function: alanine-tRNA ligase activity; ATP binding; aminoacyl-tRNA deacylase activity. Gene Ontology annotation, biological process: alanyl-tRNA aminoacylation; tRNA modification. Gene Ontology annotation, cellular component: cytoplasm; mitochondrion. Lineage: Eukaryota; Apicomplexa; Aconoidasida; Haemosporida; Plasmodiidae. The transcript has a single exon. The record is from RefSeq and is a predicted model, not a curated record. Bases 1 to 3543 code for a protein of 1180 amino acids.